Molecule: messenger RNA, 1359 nt
Organism: Balaenoptera ricei (Rice's whale)
Lineage: Eukaryota; Metazoa; Chordata; Mammalia; Artiodactyla; Balaenopteridae
Gene: GLRA2
Product: glycine receptor alpha 2
Exons: 9
Coding region: 1-1359 (452 amino acids)
Biological process (GO): signal transduction; chemical synaptic transmission; nervous system process
Cellular component (GO): postsynaptic membrane; synapse; plasma membrane
Molecular function (GO): transmitter-gated monoatomic ion channel activity; extracellularly glycine-gated chloride channel activity; transmembrane signaling receptor activity
Source: RefSeq, a predicted model, not a curated record
AUGAACCGGCAGCUAGUGAACAUUUUGACAGCCUUGUUUGCAUUUUUCUUAGAGACAAACCACUUCAGGGCAGCUUUCUGCAAAGACCAUGACUCCAGGUCUGGAAAACAACCUUCGCAGACCCUAUCUCCUUCAGAUUUCUUGGACAAAUUAAUGGGAAGGACAUCAGGAUAUGACGCAAGAAUCAGGCCAAAUUUUAAAGGUCCUCCAGUAAACGUUACUUGCAAUAUUUUUAUCAACAGUUUUGGAUCAGUCACAGAAACCACCAUGGACUACCGAGUGAAUAUUUUUCUGAGACAACAGUGGAAUGAUUCACGGCUGGCUUAUAGCGAGUACCCUGAUGAUUCUCUGGACUUAGACCCAUCGAUGCUGGACUCCAUUUGGAAACCAGAUUUGUUCUUUGCCAAUGAGAAGGGGGCCAACUUCCAUGAUGUCACCACCGACAACAAGUUGCUUCGCAUUUCAAAAAAUGGCAAAGUGCUCUACAGUAUCAGGCUCACCUUGACCUUAUCCUGUCCCAUGGACUUGAAGAAUUUUCCAAUGGAUGUCCAGACGUGUACAAUGCAGCUGGAGAGUUUUGGGUACACGAUGAAUGACCUGAUAUUUGAGUGGUUAAGUGAUGGUCCAGUUCAAGUUGCUGAAGGAUUGACCCUGCCUCAGUUCAUUUUGAAAGAAGAGAAGGAGCUCGGCUACUGCACAAAGCACUACAACACUGGAAAGUUUACCUGCAUCGAGGUUAAGUUUCACCUGGAACGCCAGAUGGGCUAUUACUUGAUCCAGAUGUACAUCCCCAGUCUGUUGAUAGUCAUUUUGUCCUGGGUCUCUUUUUGGAUAAACAUGGAUGCAGCCCCUGCCAGAGUUGCACUGGGCAUCACGACAGUCUUAACGAUGACCACCCAGAGUUCAGGCUCCAGGGCAUCUCUGCCAAAGGUCUCCUACGUAAAAGCGAUUGACAUCUGGAUGGCAGUGUGCCUUCUGUUUGUGUUUGCAGCCUUACUGGAAUAUGCAGCAGUGAACUUUGUCUCCAGGCAGCACAAGGAGUUUCUGCGGCUCCGGAGAAGGCAGAAGAGGCAGAAUAAGGAAGAAGAUGUUACUCGUGAAAGUCGUUUUAAUUUCAGUGGUUACGGGAUGGGUCACUGCCUUCAAGUGAAAGAUGGAACAGCUGUCAAGGCCACACCUGCCAGCCAGCUCCCACAGCCCCCCAAAGAUGCAGAUGCCAUCAAGAAGAAGUUUGUGGACCGGGCAAAAAGGAUUGACACGAUUUCUCGAGCUGCCUUCCCAUUGGCCUUCCUCAUUUUCAACAUCUUUUACUGGAUCACAUACAAGAUCAUUCGGCAUGAAGAUGUCCACAAGAAAUAG